This is a messenger RNA of Anopheles maculipalpis, 747 nucleotides long. RefSeq names its product trypsin-4-like. The transcript has a single exon. Gene Ontology annotation, molecular function: serine-type endopeptidase activity. The record is from RefSeq and is a predicted model, not a curated record. Gene Ontology annotation, biological process: proteolysis. Bases 1 to 747 code for a protein of 248 amino acids. Lineage: Eukaryota; Metazoa; Arthropoda; Insecta; Diptera; Culicidae.
AUGAAGUUACUUUCGGUGCUGUUUGCACUAAUCUGCAUCUGCAGCUCCGUGUCUGCACAAGUUCGUCAACUCGGUGGAGCAGAUGCGUCGGUCCGUCAGUACCCGUUUAUGGCAGGUGUAGCAUUCGCCCGUAAGCUCGUCGGAAAUGGUGCAAUCAUUGCACCGAGAUGGGUUCUAACCUCCGCCAGUGCCGUAUAUGCACCGCAAGACAUCCUGUUCGAUGUGCAGGUAGGUGCGGACAGCUUCCUCGGUACCGGGAGCUGGUACGAGGUGUUACAGAUCUACCGACAUCCCGAGUUUGUCGGUUGGGACUACAAUAUCGCGCUGAUACACUUGAAAGGCCCAAUCACGUACACCGAUACGGUGCAACCGAUCGCGCUGGCCACCACGGAUAGGGACUAUCUCGAGGUCAUAAUGGUUUCUUACGGGACCAAUGAGGAAGAUACGCAGCAUCUACGGGAGGCUGCGUACACCAUAUCCGCAGACGACGAGUGUGUAGCGUUCCUGACGGACGGUUUGGCAAAAGAAAUGGUUAUACAGCACCGUGGUUACUGUUUACUGCCGUACCGUGGCGCACAGCAGGGACAGUGGUUUAAUGAUGCGGGUGCACCGGUCGUUGCCAACAAUCAACUGUACGGAGUGUUUGCGUUUUCCGAGGACGAGGGAGGCAUUAACGAAGGGUCGGUUGUAACACGCGUUAUCAGCUUUGCGGAUUGGAUUCAGAGUACAAUGGUGGCUCAUAGUUGA